UGUGUGUGUCUUGUUGGUAGUGCGGUUGGUAGAAAGGAAGCUGAAACGGCACCUGAGGACUUUUUGCAAAAGAGGAGGUCAUAGAUCCGGCAAUUGCCUUUACUGAAGCAUCUGGCAGAGGAGGAAGGCAGGUGGAGGCUGUCUGGAGAGGGAGGGAGGAUGAAGCGAGAGCCAGAAUCAGUAGGUCAAGAAGUAAGAAAAGGCCCUGAUGCCACCGAAGUUGGGAGCGGAAGGGAACAGUGGGAAGAAACAAUGCGGAAGGUCCCAGGAGAGGAUUUCUCCCCUUCAGAUGUGCAGCGGCAGCAAUUCAGGUACUUCCGCUACCAAGAGGCCAAAGGGCCCCGAGAGGCUUGCAGCCGCCUACACCGUCUUUGCCACCAGUGGCUGAAGCCAGGAAGGCACAGCAAGAAGGAGAUCCUGGACCUGGUGGUCUUGGAGCAAUUAAUGGCCGUCCUGCCCCCGGAGAUGGAGAGCUGGGUCAGGGAAUGUGGGCCAGAGACCAGCUCCCAGGCGGUGGCCCUGGCAGAAGGCUUCCUCCUGAGCCAAGCAGAUGCCAAGAAUCAAGAGCAGCAGGUGCAGAAAGAGAUUGUGCAGGAGCUUUACUACAGAGCAGAUUUUUCAGGUCAGGCCUUGAAAGAAGUGUCGGAUACUUUGGCAUCGUUUUGCGACAGAGAGAGAGCAGCUUCCGUGAGGGCAUGUUGGGGUCUGGUGACCUUCGAGGAGGUAUCUGUCAAUUUCACUGAGGAGGAGUGGGCUAUGCUGGAUCCGGACCAAAGAAGCCUUCACAAGGAAGUCAUGGAGGACAAUCGUCAGGCUGUGGCCUCUCUGGAGGGUGGUGGUCCCCAGAAAAACCCUGAGGAAGGACUGCAAGAGCCCCUAUCAGAAGAGGAACAGCAGAGAAGAAGCAAUGGAACAAAACAGCAGAGGGAGGAUGAAUCCUCUGCUUCUCAGGGUGCUGAAUCCCAGAACAUCUUACAAUACUAUGGAAGCAUCAGUUGCCCCGUGUGUGGAAAAACAUUCAUUUAUCCAUCAGCCUUUCAUACACACUGGAGAAAACACACAGGGGAGAAACCAUAUAACUGUGUGGUAUGUGGAAAAAGCUUUUCUCAAAGCACCCACCUUACUGUCCAUCAACGUAUCCAUACAGGUGAGAAACCAUAUAAAUGUGCGGAGUGUGGAAAGAGUUUCUCUCGGAGUACAGAGCUUACUGUUCAUCGACGAAUUCACACGGGGGAAAAACCGUAUAUAUGUGAGCAGUGUGGAAAGAGCUUUGCUCAGAGUACAGAGCUUAUUGUCCAUCGACAAAUCCACAUAGCAGAGAAGCCAUAUAAAUGGGAGCAGUGUGGAAAGAGCUUUGCUCAGGGUACAGAGCUCACUGUCCAUCGACGAAUUAAAACCGGGGAGAAACCAUAUAUAUGUGAGCAGUGUGGAAAGAGCUUUGCUCGGAGUACAGAGCUUACUGUCCAUCAACGAAUCCACACAGGGGAGAAACCAUAUAUAUGUGAGCAGUGUGGAAAGAGUUUUGCUCAGAGCACGCACCUUACUGCUCAUCGACGUAUCCAUACAGGUGAGAAACCAUACAAAUGUGGGGAGUGUGGAAAGAGCUUUGCUCGGGGUACAGUGCUUACUGUCCAUCGAAGACUGCACACAGGGGAGAAACCAUAUCAAUGUGAGCAUUGUGGAAAGAGCUUUGCUCGGGGUACAGAGCUUACUGUCCAUCGACGAAUACACAUAGGGGAGAAACCAUAUAAAUGUGAGCAGUGUGAAAAGAGCUUUGCUCAGUGUACAGAGCUUACUGUUCAUCGACGAAUUCACACAGGGGAGAAACCAUAUAAAUGUGAACAGUGUGGAAAGAGCUUUGCUCGGGCUACAGAGCUUAUUGUCCAUCAACGAAUCCACACAGGGGAGAAGCCAUACAUAUGUGAGCACUGUGGAAAUAGUUUUGCUCAGAGCGCGCACCUUACUGCUCAUCGACGUAUCCAUACAGGAGAGAAACCGUAUAAAUGUGCAGUGUGUGGAAAGAGCUUUGCUCGGGCUACAGAGCUUACUGUCCAUCGACGAAUCCACACAGGGGAGAAACCAUAUAAAUGUGAGCAUUGUGGAAAGAGCUUUGUUCGAGGUUCAGAGCUUACUGUCCAUCAACGAAACCACACAGGGGAGAAACCGUAUCAAUGCGUGGAGUGUGGGAAGAGCUUUGCUGGGCGUGCCCACCUUACUGCCCAUCAACGUAUCCACACUGGGGAGAAACCGUAUAAAUGUAUGGAUUGUGGAAAGUGCUUUACUCGGAGUACAGACCUUAUUUCCCAUCGACUAACCCACACAGGUGAGAAACCAUAUAAAUGCACUGAGUGUGGAAAGUGUUUUACUCGAAAUAGAGAGGUUACAGUCCAUCAACGUAUCCACACAGGAGAGAAACCAUAUAAAUGUCUAGAGUGUGGGAACAGUUUUACUCUGAACGUCCACCUUACUGCCCAUCAACGUAUCCACACAGGAGAGAAACCAUAUAAAUGCAGGGAGUGUGGGAAGAGCUUCGCCCAGAGUAUACACCUUGCUGCCCAUCAGUGUAUCCACACCGGUGAGAAACCCUAUAAAUGCAUAGAGUGUGGAAAGAGCUUUGCCUGGAGAACACACCUUACUGAUCAUAUGCGUAUCCACACAGGGGAGAAACCAUAUAAAUGUGUGGAGUGUGGAAAGAACUUCCGUCGGAGUACCUAUCUUACCUCCCAUCAACGUGUCCACACAGGGGAGAAACCAUUUAAAUGCGUGGAGUGUCAAAAAAGCUUUGCCUGGAGAACACAGCUUAUUGCCCAUCAACGUAUCCACAUGGGGGAGAAACUAUAAAAAUGCUUGGAGUGUGGAAAGAAGUUUACUUGGAGAACAGGACUUAUUGUUCAUCAACAAAUCCACAUAGGGAAAGAGGGUGUGAAGGAAUUAGCUCAUGCUGGUUUCUCAUGGCCCUUUCUUACAUGCCCAGGGUAAUGCAGAUCGUCACUUUGGGGUCAGGAAGGAAUUGUGUAAACUUGUUUUGAAACUUGAGACAGAAGAAGAGCAAGUCAAACAAUGUAUGAUUAUGGUUGUUGUGGAUUUUCCGGGCUGUAUAGCCAUGGUCUUGGCAUUGUAG
Eublepharis macularius is the source of this 3121-nucleotide messenger RNA. Its product is annotated as zinc finger protein 420-like. Gene Ontology annotation, molecular function: RNA polymerase II cis-regulatory region sequence-specific DNA binding; DNA-binding transcription factor activity, RNA polymerase II-specific. Bases 160 to 2841 code for a protein of 893 amino acids. Gene Ontology annotation, cellular component: nucleus. Lineage: Eukaryota; Metazoa; Chordata; Lepidosauria; Squamata; Eublepharidae. The transcript has 6 exons. Gene Ontology annotation, biological process: central nervous system development; regulation of transcription by RNA polymerase II. The record is from RefSeq and is a predicted model, not a curated record.